Messenger RNA from Fulvia fulva, 1440 nucleotides. RefSeq names its product pH-response regulator protein palC. Gene Ontology annotation, cellular component: plasma membrane. The coding region runs from base 1 to 1440 and encodes 479 amino acids. The record is from RefSeq and is a predicted model, not a curated record. NCBI's taxonomy places the organism in Eukaryota, Fungi, Ascomycota, Dothideomycetes, Mycosphaerellales, Mycosphaerellaceae. The transcript has a single exon. Gene Ontology annotation, biological process: cellular response to pH.
AUGCCAUUCCCCUUCACACUCCCAACAACCAGCUCCGUCCUGCUAUCCGACUACUUCGACAGCGUAACACAUCCCUCACUCCCACUAUCCGCAACAACACGUCGCAGCGUCCUAAAGGAUGCCCUCAAAAAGCACAAACGGCUCCCGCCCCAAGCCCAAGCCACAAACCUCUCCACCGUGCAGGACGCAGUAGCCAGCUACCUCCCAUACCUCCUGGCCCUAAACACUGGCUCCGGCUACCGCGACAUCGGACCGGAAAAGUUAGAUGUCGAAGUGAAGAAACCACUCGAGACCGAAUGGCGGAGCACGCUCUCUGCUGCGCUCCCUGGACGGGAAAAUCCUCGUCCGAAACUGGUAGGUCUGCAUCAUGAGGCUGCUUUUACGCUGUCGACGUUGGCGUAUGUGCAUUCGCUGCUUGCGAGGGCGCAGAUGCGGAUGUUGUUUGGUGGGGCGGUGUUGUCGGCGGAGCAGCGGACGGGGACGAUUGGAGCGGCGAUGAAGCAUUUACUUGAUGCGUAUGCUAUACAUACGUACCUCCUAUCGCUCCCUUCAAUUUCUGCUGCUAAGGAUGCGCCGGUUGAUAUCCAGCCUUCGACCAUAUCGGCGUUGGCUUCGUUGGUACUGGCGGAGGCGACGAUUAUCGUUGUGGCGAAAGACGACCCUUACACAGCUGCAGUCGCCGACGAUAGGAAUGAGGGGAACACGGAUUGGAUGUUCAAAGCGCCCUCGAUCCCCAAAGUGCGAGCUCACCUGUUCGCGAGGAUAUGUCUCGCCGCUGGAGAACACGCAACCAACGCACACGGCCUCCUCGCCCGCGGCAGCGGCGGCAAAAUCGAUGAAGAUCUGAUUAAAUACGCCAGCGACUUACGCCGCACUGCUCGCGGCAAGGCAGCACGCUUUCUAGCCAUCGACUCCGAGCUCUCAGGAAAAACCGGCGAAGGCCUAGCCUGGCUAAAAGGCGCGAAAAAAGAACUCAACCUCGCCGCCGACCUAGAAGACGGCAAACGCAAAGGCCUACGAGGCCUCAAACAAACCUGGCAAGAACGUCGCGAAGACCGUAAAGUCUCCAAGGGCGGCGAAUGGGGCAUGGAUGCAGGCCGUUUCGAAGAGGCUAGAGUCGUGGAGAUGCUUGAGAACAAGUGGGAUAAGGAGAAUAGCACGAUUAACGUGCAGCUAGUCCCGCCUUUCGAGCCUUUGCUGGCGAAUAUGCCCUCGGGGAGGGAGUAUCAUACGCCACAGCCGUACGUGCCGCCGACGUUGGAUCAGGAUGUGUUUGUGAGGAUGAGGGCGCCGCCGGAGCCGGAGGAGGCGGUGUUUAGGGGGGAGGAGGAGGAUAGUGGGGAUGAGGAGGGGUAUGGUGGUGUGGUGGAGCCUGUUGGGGCGUUUCCUGGGACGGGGGAAGAGUAUGGACGUAGUGGUACGAGCAAUAGUUACUACUGA